GGUCGUACAAUCUCCCUCUACUUCCGUCACUGUGUAGUUUUAGUUCCUAGUGUUCCUUAUUUCCCAUCGUGCAUCGCGCUCCUCGUUACAAGCACUUCCGCCGCUGUGUUGUUGCUGUGUCAGUUGCCUGUCAGGCGGCUUUUCUCGCUAAUAUUUAGCUAUAGCAUUUCCUUUUUUUGCGGUCGGAUUGUAAGUAAUGGCUUCUCCAAGUAUGUACAAGCUACGCUGUUCCAUCCCGGGACAUGAGAUGGAUGUGAGGGGCCUCGCGGCGGCUGUUUUCCCUGCCGGAGCCUUUGUAUCGGUGUCCAGAGACCGGACGGGCAGAGUGUGGGUUCCUGACUCCAGUCCGAACAGGGGCUUUACGGAGAUGCACUGCUUGAACGGUCACACCAAUUUUGUCUCCUGCGUGUGCAUCAUUGCUCCCAAUGACACCUAUCCCCGGGGACUCAUCGCCACUGGCGGCAACGAUCACAUGAUCUGUGUAUUUUCACUGGACAGACCUGACCCACUCUUCACUCUCAAGGGACACAAAAACACAGUAUGUGCACUCUCUGCUGGUAGGUUCGGGACACUUUUAAGUGGUUCGUGGGACACGACUGCCAAAGUGUGGCUGAAUGACAAGUGCAUGAUGACCUUACAGGGUCACACAGCUGCAGUGUGGGCAGCAGUCAUCCUGCCUGAGCAAGGCCUUAUGUUGACAGGCUCAGCUGACAAAUCGAUCAAGCUGUGGAAGGCGGGCCGCUGCGAAAAGACAUUCCUUGGCCAUGAGGACUGCGUCCGCGCCCUGGCUGUCCUCAGUGAUGUCGAGUUCUUCUCCGGCAGUAACGACGCCAGUAUCCGAAGGUGGAUGGUCACUGGCGAGUGUGUUCAGGUCUAUUAUGGCCACACUAAUUACAUCUACAGCCUUGCAGUCUUCCCCAAUGGACAAGAUUUUGUGAGCACAGGGGAGGACCGGACACUACGCAUCUGGAGGCGUGGGGAGUGUGCUCAAACCAUUCGUCUUCCAACCCAGUCAGUGUGGUGCUGCUGUGUCCUCCCCAAUGGGGACAUAGUCGUGGGGGCCAGCGAUGGGAUCAUUCGGGUGUUCACUGAGUCAGAUGAGCGCAUGGCAAGUGCUGAAGACCUGCAAGCUUUCGAGGAGGAACUGUCGAGAGCCACCAUCGACCCCAAGACAGGAGACCUUGGUGACAUCAAGAUCGAGGAUCUCCCAGGAAAGGAACACCUGAAUGAGCCAGGUAGCCGUGAUGGACAGACACGGCUGAUUAAGGAUGGGAGCAAGGUGGAAGCCUACCAGUGGAGUGUGAACGAUGGCCGCUGGAUGAAGAUCGGGGAUGUGGUGGGGGGUUCCUCUCAACAGAGCUCCAGCAGAGUCAUGUAUGAGGGAAAGGAAUACGACUUUGUCUUCACCAUUGACGUCAAUGAAGGCGGACCCUCUCUGAAGCUACCCUACAACAUGACAGAUGACCCCUGGCUGGUGGCACACAACUUCCUGCAGAGGAACGACCUGAGCCCUAUGUUCCUGGACCAGGUGGCCAACUUCAUCAUAGAGAAUACCAAAGGCCACACCUUGGGUGCAGCCCAGCCUAGUGGUUCAGAUCCCUUUACUGGUUCAGGCCGCUACAUCCCAGGAACCUCCAACAGUAGGGCAGGGUUUGGGAGUGAUCCUUUUACUGGAUCUGGACGCUAUAUUCCUGGAACUGACCCUAGUCCAGUACCAUCUGCAGGUGUAGCGGAUCCCUUCACUGGUGGAGGUGCCUACUCUUCUGCUUCCCUCCAACAGUCCGUCACCAACAUUUACUUCCCCAAAAAGGACGCCGUCAUGUUUGAACAAGCCAACGCAACACAGAUCUUAGCUAAGCUGAAAGAGCUGAACGUCAGUGCACCACAGGACCAGCAGCUACCUGAGGAUAAGCUCUGUGAACUGGAGGCCCUGCUGCUCACCAUCUGUGACCUGCGGUCCAACCAGAAGCCUACAGCUGAGCAGAUAGACAUCUUGUGGAAGACCACCAGGUGGCCUGAAGAAAUAGUUUUCCCUGUGCUGGACAUACUCCGCCUAGCAGUGCGCCAUCCGGUGGUCAAUGAGCGCCUGUGUGGCGAAACAGAAGGCGUACAGUUUUGCAACCACAUUCUGAGCUUGAUGGAGCCUCAGGGCCGGCCAGCCAAUCAGAUGUUGGCCCUCAGGAUUCUGUGCAACUGCUUUGCAGGCCCUCAGGGGCGCCAGCUGCUGAUGGCUCAGCGGGAGGCGGUCAUGUCCCGUGCCGUUGAGCUCAGGGCCGUUUGCAACAAGAACAUUCACGUGGCCCUGGCCACGCUGGUGCUGAACUACGCCGCCAGUCUGCACAAUCUCCCCGACCUGGAGGGCAAGGCGCAGUGCCUGUCAGUGGCUAGCGCCGCCCUGGAGGUGGUGCAGGAUAAGGAGGCAGUUUUCCGUCUGUUGGUGGCUCUGGGGACAACGGUUUCGGACGACACCACCGCCAGGGACCUAGCCCAGUCGCUGGGGGUCGAGUCCCAGAUCACCAAGUACUGCUCUGUGUCGGACCCGGCCAAAGUGAGCGAGUGCUGCAGGCUGGUUAUAAAUGCGCUACACUGAUCUCCCCCGACCCCCUCCCCCCCACCUGUUUGUAUAUUUAACUAAAUGAAACUGAAAAUUUGAUGCAUG
Scleropages formosus (Asian bonytongue) is the source of this 2659-nucleotide messenger RNA. RefSeq names its product phospholipase A2-activating protein (gene plaa). Lineage: Eukaryota; Metazoa; Chordata; Actinopteri; Osteoglossiformes; Osteoglossidae. The record is from RefSeq and is a predicted model, not a curated record. The coding region runs from base 197 to 2590 and encodes 797 amino acids. Gene Ontology annotation, molecular function: ubiquitin binding. The transcript is spliced from 14 exons. Gene Ontology annotation, cellular component: nucleus; cytoplasm. Gene Ontology annotation, biological process: ubiquitin recycling; proteasome-mediated ubiquitin-dependent protein catabolic process.